Molecule: messenger RNA, 7676 nt
Organism: Phlebotomus papatasi
Lineage: Eukaryota; Metazoa; Arthropoda; Insecta; Diptera; Psychodidae
Gene: EndoB
Product: endophilin-B1
Exons: 8
Coding region: 142-1218 (358 amino acids)
Cellular component (GO): cytoplasm
Molecular function (GO): protein binding
Source: RefSeq, a predicted model, not a curated record
GUAGUAGCCACAAAUUGAAACAGUUUCUGUCAAAUUUUUCGCGAGAGAAAAUCGAAUGAAAUUUUUUGGUUGAUAUAAAUGUGAAAAAAGUAGGAAAAAGGUGUGUUUUUUGUGUACAUAGAAAAGCCCAUUCGUGUCGAGAUGAAUGUGAAAAUGCCGGAUUUCAAUGUGAAGAAGUUGGUGAAGGAGGCAGGGAGUACACUAUCCCGUGUUGUACAGUUGACGGAAGAGAAACUGGGCACGUCUGAGAAGACAGAAUUUGAUUCACAUUUUGAGAAUCUGUACGAGAGGGCAGAAUGCACAAAAGUAUGGACGGAGAAGUUGGUGAGAAAUACCGAGGCUGUCCUCAUCCCAAAUCCUGGCAAUCGCGUUGAGGAUUUCAUCUUUGAGAAGAUCGAGAAGAAGAAGCCCAAUCGUCUGAGUAAUUUGGAGUACCUCGGCCUUGACAUGAUUGAAGCGGGAGGAGAAUUUGGCCAGGAUGGAGCAUACGGCAGUACCCUGAUCAAAGUGGGUCAGGCAGAACAGAAGCUGGGACAGUGUGAGCGUGAUUUUAUCGGAUCAGCCGGAAUGUGCUACACACAGCCUCUGAAAAAGUUCCUCGAAGGUGAAAUGAAAACCAUCAUCAAGGAGAAGGGUAUCCUUGAAACCAAAAGAUUGGAUCUCGAUGCGUGCAAGAAUCGCGUGAGGAAGGCCAGAAGUAUGCUGGGACAGCAAACGAAAGAUGGAAUUCCACCAGAGGUGACUCUGGAGCAGGCUGAGCGUGACCUCCGAAUAGCACAGUCAGAGUUCGAUCGCCAGGGUGAAAUUACAAAGUUACUCCUUGAGGGCAUAAGCACAUCACAGUCUAGUCAUUUGCGUCAUCUGCACUCCUUCGUGGAGGUUCAAGUGCGCUAUUUCAAUCAGUGUGUGGAAAUUAUGAAUGGACUCCAGCGAGAAUUGGCCAGUUUGGGAGGCCCCAAUCCGUACGUUCCCGUUGGACUUCCUGAUGAUAAAACCAACAACGAUGCAAACGGUAGCGAUGUGGGUGGAAGUAACAUGAAAAGGGCUCGUGUCCUGUGUUCUUAUGAUGCCAGCGGUAGUACAGAGCUCAAUCUGACAGCGAAUGAGGUGAUAUUUGUGUCAGAAUGCAAUCCACCGAAUCCCGACUAUAUGUACGGGAAACAAGGCUUGCUCAAAGGACUCGUUCCACGGGCUUUUCUCGAGAUGCUCGACGAUUGAGCGGAAUGUUUCUUUUAUUAUUCUGCUGGCAGAAAUUUUAUGUUGAUUCUGGCAGAGGACAAAAGACACAUUAACAAUGUGGAAGGACAAAUAAUUUAUUCACUAUACAAUUAACGAUAUAAUAAUAUUUACUUAUAUUUAGAGAUGAUUGAAGAAAAAAAUUAAACAAAAGAGAAAGAAGCAUGCAAAAAAAACACUGUCAGGUGUAAUGUGAGAUGAUUUAGUAAAUAAUUUAACGAAAAUAAUAUCAAACAACAUUUACUUAAAGAGAAAAAGAACACAACGCAAUACUCCUUUGAAUAGACUCACAAAAUAUAAAUAUUUUAAUUGAAUCAUAAUAUUCUUAUGCAAUUAAUUGAUAUCAGAAAAACAUCUUGAAAAUAUUUUAGAAUUUUAUUUAAAUAACCAUUUUCUUAUUUGAACACCUUGAAAUAACAAUAACCAGGGUGAGAAUUUAUAUAGCAAUAGACUUAUUUUUUGAAUUAAAUCUCUCCUGAGAGAUUCCAUCAAUUAAACUGUGUAAUAAUUCCAUGACAAAGUGGAAAUAAUUUAAUUGUGUUACUCGAAAAAUCACUGAGGAUUAAAUUUCAUUUUUUUUUCGUAAGUUGUCAAUUGAAAAUAGCCAUGAAAACUUAGAAUUAGGGGAAAGUGGGGCACAUUUGAAUUAAGGCACUGUUGAAUGUAAUUCAGCUUCGUAAUUGGUUCAGUUCAAUUUAAAAAUAGGAUAAAAACCCCUUUUUUAAAAGUGCCCCAAUUCAAAUAUGUCGCACUUCCCCUACUGUUUAGCUGCUUUAUUUUAAUUGAAAAAUUUAUUUAAAAUCACUACGAUUUAAAUUUGAUAUCGUAUAAAUUGAAUUUUUUCAAGGCAAAAUGGGUAAGUCUAACGGCGUUAUCACACUUGCACAUUAAAAUUUUAAUGUGAUUCACAAAUAUGUUAUUUGUGUCUUUGAGUCACUUAAUAUUUGGGGUUUUUCUAUUUAAUGAUAAAGAAGUGGACUUGGCCUGCAAAAAUAAGUUUAAAUUUACCUAAAGCAUAAAUAUUUUUCACAUUAAAAGAUUAAAGAGAAAAUCGCAUUAAUUUUUCGCAUUAAUGCUAUAAAUCAAUUUAUAUCAAAUUUUGCGGGCCAAGUCUACCUUUUUAUCAACAAAUAGAUCAAAUUUUGAAUAUAAAAUGAUUCAAACACAAAUUACACAUUUGGACUUUCACCAGCGACAAUUAAUGUGAAUCAUAUUAAAAUUUUAAUGUGCAAGUGUGAUAACACAGUAAAGCAAUUCUGAGAUAAAUAUUUAAGUCUUUAAAUGGAUUUUUAAAGACUGAUUCGUAUUCUUCGCUAAAGAUCUUUAAUUUUAAAAUGUCAAAGUUCUCAAAGUUUUUAACUGAAAGGCAUCAAACUUCACAAUAACGAAGUGAAAUGGAAAUGUCACACUUUCUUCAAGAUUUCUUUCAUUUGAAAGAUGAAGAUGAUCAAGAUGACAUUUUUAGUCUGUAAAUAUUGGAUAUUAUCCUACAAUUUCUGAGAUAAAUAUUUAAUUAAAUGGUAAAUCCUAAUCUUUGGCAACUGAAUGGGUCAAGUGGUUAAACACUCGCUCUAUGAAGCGAGUGUCUUGGGUUCGAAUCCCCUUUAGAUCACUAGGAAUUUUUCUGGCGAAAAAUAUGUUUGGAUUACAUCCAUUGUACUUGAUUCCACGGGGCAUAGGACUGAUAACCUCAUCCUGUAUGAGAAAAAAAUAAUACUGCAUGUCUAGAAAUUCCUUUGCGGGAAGGCCGAGUUCCUGUACGAAAUGUUAUUCCAGAAUCAUACUGGACUAAUUUUUUCAUACGUUUUUGCAUAGAGACACUGAAGAGUAUUGGCAAGUUUUUUCCUAAAGAGAAUUGACUUAUCAGUUUAAUAUAUUUCGAAAUCAUGCAUUAAAAGCUAUCUAAAAAUACAUAUUUCAUAAUGUUCGCCGAAAUAAUACAAGAACUACGAGCAAAUUUGUUUAAGUCGCGGUACAAUAUCUGCAAAAUUUUUAAAAGGAAAAGUGAAAAAUAUCUUCACUUUUUAUUAGGCUUGAUGGGCCCCUGUCCAGAAUUAUUAUUAUUAUUGUUAUUAUUAUAAAUUCUUUAACUUAGCUUCUCGAACAAGGGGGGGAUCUUUACAUUUUACGCCCGGACGUCUUUUAACGACAAGCCACACAGUCGGGGAGGGUUAGGAAAGUGGAAUGCAGAUAGUAGAAAGUCGUAGGCCAGUGAAACACUACUGAGAAUCGAACCCUAGUCACUUCGUGUAGAAGUUCCCCGGACCGACGACUUAACACCUUUGACCACGAAUGCUUUAGCCUCUGAAGGCUGAUUUAUUUUUUCCAAUAAAGUUAUUUAAUGUAGGAAAUAGGAAGAUAAAACCCACUCCGGUUGCAUCAGGGUUAUUCCACCUUUCAGGAUAGGAUAAAACACGUAUAUUUUGGCCAAAGCUUUCGGCGCUACAACGCACCUUCCCAGUCGUAAAAAUCAUGAUAAUGUCUCUGAAAUUUGUCUCUUUAACUCCUCCGCUCCUAAUGAGAAUACACCGGUUCAGGAUUUUGCUUAAUUUAAGAUUUUAUUUCAGUUCAGGUAUAAUGUUUUAGCUAAAAACAAUAUUAAAAGUUUGAUAUUUUAAAAUUAAAAAUCUGAAUCGGAAUAAUACGAAUAAACUUUUAAAAUAUAUUUAAAAGUUUAAAAGAAUUUAAAAAAAAAAAUGGAUCAGAAUUGAAGAAAAAAUUACCUUAAAACCCAGUGGAGUGACAUUAGCUCUGAAAAAUGCGACCGGUUUUAGUGUAAUUUUUUCCCUGUUUUCGUACACAUUUCACGAGAUAUCUUGAAAACGGCAUUGAAUAAAUGAGCAGUAAAAAGUUAAAAUUGAUCAGUAACAAAAAAUUUUGAAACAGUGAUAUUAUCGUCCAAAUUUUGGCAAAGGGAAAAUAAAGGGCUUUUCACUCUAUAUGGAACUAUUUUAAAUGUUAAAUAUAUAAAAUAGACCCAUUUUUGUAAAGAUUUAAGUUUUUUACUGACCAUAAUCAGAUAUUUUACUGCUCAUUUUUAAUUUUUUACUGCCCAUUUUGAAUUUUUUACUGCUCGUUUGUUUUUUGCCCUUGAAAACUACCAAUUUAGGAUUUUCGGUUGCCUGUUCGUUAUUAAAUUUGCUUUUAUUUUGUAUUAGUAUUUUUUGCUAAUUCAUUCUACAAUGACAGAAAACAGCUAAUAAACUCAAAAGUUUUUCCGGUUCGCUAGAAACAUAUGUGAAACAUAGGAAAUGUCAUGUCCCUGUUAAAACCCGUUAAUAUGCAUUUGAUGAAAAAAUGUUGUGCCAAAAUGUUGAACUGUACGAAACUGCCCCCGAAAUCAACAGGCUACCUUUGAGAUUGCAAGAGAUGACUGGUUCCUUCAAUAGUUCAAAAAAUUAUUGAAAGUUACAUUGUUUUAUGGGAUUUAUCAUUGGGUUUGUGGUUUUCAAAGAAACUCUAAUUUUCUUACUAGGGUUGGGGUACAUUGGGACGAUUUAAGAUACAAACUGAAGGCGGUAUUACGAAUUAUUACUUGAAUAAUAAAUUGACGCAGGUAUUAUGAGAGUAAUAUGGGCAUAACCUAGACUAGAUUUUUUCUCAGAAGAAUCGACUCCACUACAAAAAAGCUAAACAAUUUAUAUGACAAUUUUUUUUCUUUGAACAUUUUGUUAAAGAUUUGUUAAAUUGGUUCUAACCAAUUAAUUUAUUUAAAAAGACGUGAUUAAUAGAAGAAUCAAGCUGCAACUUGGAGCUGAUUUAGUUGUCAGAGGAAAUGCAUCUCUUCGUGGCAUUCCUCAACACCAAUUGCAAGAGCUAUACAAAAGAAUUUGCUUACUAAUAAAAUAUUGCAAUUUUGAUAUAACUGGGCUCGCGAUAAUAGUACUAUAUUCAGUUUUAUUAUCUCCAGAGACCUUAAACCUUUUGCUAAAAGAGUUGUUUUGUUAGGAGAGAAAGGCCGUUAAAUACAAUUCUUUUAGUAUAAUUGAAGGAUAUUGAACGAUUUAAGAGGGAAAUCUGAAAAAUUUCAGUGGAAAUGAAGAGAUACGGAUAUGAUUUGUUAAAGGAAAUUCUUUUCUAAGUCCUAUCCAAAUCGUUUUCUCUAUCUGUGAGAAAAGCUCUUUUUAAGCUAAUUUUAGAAAAAACACACAAAAGACUGCAAAUCGUUUGACCAAUGCAAACAACAAGCGGCGAGACAUGAUAAUAACGUUUCUUUUCGUCGUGAGACAUCAGAAAUUGCUUCGGUUUUUCUCACUUUUUGCUCCAUACGUUUUGUUACUUUUUACCCCAAGUGGCCAUUUUUAAUAAAAGGAAUUUCUGGAGAAAAUUUCUUCUAAAAUAGAUAGCGGCUUCGUAUUCAAAGAAUCUAAAUCAUUUAGGCAAUAAUCACCAGUGCGUCAAUUUUGGAAAAUAAAAUAGGUAAUUUAUUGUAAGGACAUUAUUUCAAAAACGACUAAAAAUUUCAAAAUUUUUUAUUUUCUAAAUUCCUUUCUAAAAUCCUCUAAAUUCUAAAAAAAAAUCUAAAGUUCGAAUUCUAAAAGAAACUUACGACAUUGAAGAAGGUCAACGGAGGCUAUCUGUGGAAAAAAUUUUAAGUUGCUAUCUUUUUUUAUCUUUGAUGAUAUUGAAUUUUUAAAUUUUCGAUUUGUGACUUUUUGCCCCAGUCUCCUCUAAUGAUCAGUAGGGGACUUUUUUGAGAGAAAAAUUUCCAAUUAAAAUAUUCUCAUUCAAUUUGGACUAAAAUCGGCGAUUUCACAUAAAAAUCAGUGCUUUUUAUAAUAGACUCUUUCAAGUCCUCAGUGAUUUUUUGUUAAAUAAAUAAAACAAAAAACAGAAAUAUUCAAUUAAAAUUUUACUACUCGAACUCUACCGAGAGAUUUAUAAGCUCAAAUACCAAAAUUAUCACAUAUGAAAAUGCUGCCCUCCCUAAAAAGAAAUGUUUUUACCAUCAAUUAAUCUCACUUUUUUAUAUAUAUUUCUAUUUUUUUUUAAUUUUUGCAUUGCAAUGCAAUUACACUGCCGACCAAGAUUAGGAUCUCAUUAAUCAUUUUUUUUAUUUUCUUAUUAAGGGUUUAUUUCCUUGGAAAAUUAACCUUAUAAUUUUUGAUGUCUUUGGUCAGCGUUAAUGAAGAUAAUUAAAACAAAAAAAAAGUCAAAAGUAGUGUUGCAUGAAAUGCUGUUGUUAUGACCGGCGCACAAUAACUUUUGUUUGUAAACAUGUUUUUAAAAUUUCCCAUGAGAAUGAGCGAGAUGACUAGAUCUAGAUCUCAUUCACUCUCAUUAAAAUGUCAAAAACAUGUUUACGAAACAAAAGUUAUUGUGCGUUCGGCAUUAAUCUCAAUAGUAUUUUUUUUAUUAUUAUUGAGAAAUAUAUUACAAUAAAAAAUAUGUUGUAGUAAAAGAAAAAGAUAAAGAGAGAGAAAAGCUGUAAUUCCUUUGGAAAUGCUGUGGUAUUUAUUUAUGUUUCUUCUUUGUAUUGUUUUAAAAGAUUUCUUUUGUAAAUUGUUUCUUGUUACAAAAAAAAUAUAUAAAGAAGAAAAUUAAAAAAAAACUCAAGAUUAUUGUGAAAAAAAAGACAAUUUAAAUCAAUUGUAUACAUUGUAAAAGAUAAACCAAUUUAUUAAAUUCUUAUUAAGCUUCUAUGUAAACAAAAAUUCCUUGAUGAACUCUUUGAAGAAAAACAAAUGUAUCAAAAAUUUAUUCAAUUUAUCCAUGUCUCAAUUUAUUCAGUGAAGAAGAAAAAAAACUCUCGAAAAUAACCUCUUUAAUGUCAUUAAUGUCUUUAAUCUAAUUAACUUAAUGAACAUUCUUCCAUUGUAAUUGUUAAAGUGAAAAAAAAGAAGAAAGAAUGAAUCUAUUUAAAACACUUAAUGACUACGUAAGUGAACACAUUUUAAACAAUUCAUUAAAUAAUUAUAUAUUGAAUAGUUAAAAAAAAAUAUUUAAAGGACGAGAAUAAUUGCUAACAAAAGGAAGUUAAAUUGAAGGGAUAGUUGUUGAAUUAUACUUUAUAUAUAGCUUCUGUCGCCAUGUAUGUUGUUUGUCAAUUAUUCGAGAAAAAGAAACACUACAAAAAUUACACACUAAAAACGAGAUUCUUGGAGCAAAGAAAAAAAUCUACAAUUUAGAAAUUAUUGAAGACAGUGCAAAGACCGCUUCGUUCAAUUGUUGAGAGUGCCUCAUAGAGUGGCAAUAAGCAAAUUAAAACAAAAUAAACCUAAAACAUCGCAGUUCUGGAACAAAAAGAUUUUAGAACAUUUAUCAUCACGUUAAAAUUUAGAUUCAUUAUGGAACAAUAUUAUACUCCGUGUAGUUACAGCCCUGCCGAAAUGAUAAAGAAGGAUAAUUAUUAAAAGAGAAAAUACGAAUCUUUCAAUUUCAUUUUAUUCAUGAAAUGAAGAAAUAAAAACAAACAAUAAAUUUGUGAUGUGUUUAAAAUA